AAAGCAGUUCAAUAACUCAAAAUGGCCCCUCCUGCCCCUGCCGGUGCUGCUACUAUUAUUUAUCUUCGUGCUGUUGGUGGAGAAAGCGCUUCUCCUGCUGCUCUUGCUCCCAAAGUCGGUCCUCUGGGAAUGGCUCCUAAGAAGGUCGGUGAUGAUAUUCAGAAGGCGACAAUGGAUUGGAAGGGUUUGAAGAUCACUGUAAAGCUGACUGUGGUGAACCGUCAGGCCACUGUUGAGGUUGUUCCUAGUGCUUCCUCUCUUAUUAUUCGUGAGCUGAACGAGCCUCCUCGUGAUCGCAAGAAGGAAAAGAACGUGAAGCACAACGGCAACAUUACCCUCGAUCAGGUUAUCAAGGUAGCCAAGGUCCUCCGUGAGCGCUCCUAUGCAAAUAGAUUAGCUGGAACCGUGAAGGAAGUGCUGGGAACAUGCUACUCUGUGGGUUGCACGGUCAAUGGACAGCAUCCGUCUGACAUUAUCGCUGCGAUUGACAACGGUGAGAUCGAAGUGCCUGAGGAAUAAAGUGUGGUUUAAUGGUUGGACAAUGUU
This is a messenger RNA of Blastocystis hominis, 546 nucleotides long. RefSeq lists its product as hypothetical. Bases 22 to 519 code for a protein of 165 amino acids. Gene Ontology annotation, molecular function: structural constituent of ribosome; large ribosomal subunit rRNA binding. The record is from RefSeq and is a predicted model, not a curated record. The transcript is spliced from 6 exons. Gene Ontology annotation, cellular component: cytosolic large ribosomal subunit; ribosome. Gene Ontology annotation, biological process: translation. NCBI's taxonomy places the organism in Eukaryota, Bigyra, Opalinata, Blastocystidae.